Molecule: messenger RNA, 2721 nt
Organism: Styela clava
Lineage: Eukaryota; Metazoa; Chordata; Ascidiacea; Stolidobranchia; Styelidae
Source: RefSeq, a predicted model, not a curated record
AACGUGUAGGGCCUACAACAAGGAAAUCGCUGCCUUGGGAAACAUCUAUCGAAUCGUAAAUAUGAUCAAAUGCAUCACCGAGCCUAUCGAGGUUGCCUUACUUGACACGUGAUAUAUGACGUCAUGGUCAUAUGGGUUAAAGUUAGCUUGAACUGCGUGAAUAUAAACAGGACAAAUAUACACUCUCGCGAGGUAAAGAUGGGUGUCUCAACAAGAUCGCUACCUUUUGGUCUUCUUUUUUUACUGAAGAGCUUGGACAUAGUAACAGCAUAUUGCUACUCUCAUUCAAGCUGUAACACUUAUCCAAAUAAUUGGUGUUGUACAAGCCAGAGCGAAUGCUGUACAUUUGAGGACUACACUGGACAUACAUUUGAUGAUGAUGAUGUUCGAGAAAUUGCUGAAACAAGUGGAAAAAUUGCAGUUGGAAUUGUUGUAGCAAUUGUUAUUGCCAUUAUUAUUGCAAUUGUUGCCUGCAUUGUUGGAUGUGUAAUAUGCUGUCGUAGGAAUUCAAACAGACAGGGACAAGUUGUGGGAGGACACAGGGUUGUGACAACGACCACAACAGUCCAUGCUGGACAGCCAGGCCAAGUGCAGCAGGGUGGUUAUCAGCUUGGCCAACAACAGCCCAAAGUACACUACCCGCCGAGUGGACCAGCCCCACCAUAUGUACCUCCAGGACAGCCAAUGCAACCACCACCUUAUCAACCUGGUUACCCUCCACCAAUGCAAGGAGCACCACCUCAAGGUCCCCCGUACGCAGCGGGUCCUGGGUAUCCACCAAUGCCUACUCCUCAUGGGCAACCUGGAGCAGCACCUUACCCUACUGCUCCUGGUCCGCAGCCUGGAGCCGCACCUUAUCCUGUUGGUCCUGGACCACAGGCUCAACCAGCUUAUGCUCCCCAACAACACCUAGAGAUGCAGCCACAGCAUCAAUAUCCCACCAAAGAUUCAGUGCAAGCAUCUGCACCACCCAUGUCUUAGAACUAUUGUUAAUAUUUUUCAUGUAAGUUUCAAAACAACAAAUUUUGGUGAGUUGAUAACAUGAUAGUUCAGAAUGCAGAAUAGCAUUUACCAUGCAUGCUCGUCUGAAUGGUACAACAUGAUUCAUUUUUCUCUUGCCUUGGUCCUUCUUCACUUUGAACCACACAAUUGAAUAUUAAUACAAACAAACAAUGAAAAUAAUACAAUAUAAAUAAUAUUGCUCACCAUACCUUCCAUUGUUUUCGAUUAUUUUAUUUUAUUUGAUACUUACGUUAUGUUACAUCAUGGAUUGCAGUCACAAUUGUUUGAACUCUUUUCUUUAGGACUAUCUUUUCAUUAUAUUCUACUUUUUCAUCUCUCAAGGUUUAGAAUUUCGUGCUCUACACAAAUGAACUACCUUUUCCCUGUGUAUAAUACUAUUCUCAGUUGGUCAUGAGAUGUUUAAAUGGAGACAAGUUAUAAAUACAUAAAUCCCAUAUCCAUAUUCUCUCGUAUUAUGAUUAAGUUUUUUAUUGGUUCAAAAACCACUAAGUACGGUAAAUAGAUGUGUAUAUGGCCAUUAAUCACUAUUGGAAUUACCACAGACUACUGCACUAUUACACAAGUUAAGUACUGCCUUUCACGUUCAAUUUAUAUUGAAUUCUUAGUAAUAUAAAGUGUGUCUGGAGACAAAUGUAAAACUAUGCGAGUCACGGUGAAUGUGCAAACUCACAUGGGUCAAAGUAUAAGAAAAUAUAAAUAAACAUGAGAAUAAAACUUGCAUUUUUUCUGGAAUGAGAAUAUAACUUUUUCACUGUUGUGAAAAAUUACCCACAUAAAGAUAUUGAAUAAUAAUAUCAUCGAAUCAAUGUGUCGUAUCAUUUCACUUAUACAUGUGUCACAUUUGAAAAUGACCAUUAUCUGCAUGCAAAUGAACAAAUUCUUUAAUGUUUGUAUUCGUUUUUACUUACUUUUUAUGUGUGGCCCGAGGCCCAAUGCUAGCAGCCAAUAAUGGCAAUUUUCAAUCUGAUUUUAGCAUCUUGAGUCCAUCAAGUCUGUAGUAAAACUAUAUUUUGAUUAACAAGAUAGCGUUUAGCUUUAUCUUGCUGUCAUUUCAAGCUAAGGAUCUUGGAUUUCACCUUUUUUUCAUAUUUUUUACCAAAUAUAAUAGGGAAUUUCAGUCAUUACAAACCUAACACUACCAUUUUUUUUUUAUAUCUGAGUACCUGCUUUUAUAAAGCCUCGUUCAGGAAGGUGUGGGAUACCUAAUUAAAAUUUUUUUUCCUUUAGGUGUAUGUCGGUUUUCACGGCACAGCCACUUAUUUUUUUUAUACCAUGGUAGCAAAUAUGAUGCACUUGUUUUUCAAUCUAGUUUAUCAAAAAUCAGUUCAAUGUGUUAGAAAAUCAUUAAUGAUGCUAACUUCUUUAUAAUUUGUGACACUUAAUACCUAAUAGUUUCGUUGCGAAAAGUGGUGAUUUUCAUGUUAAAAACUGGUCAGUAUUGCUCAUCUUAAUUUCUAAAAUCUCAAUCCGAAAAUGUUUCACACUGGACUGUUUUUAUAUUGCAUUCAAUUCUUUAGUUUUCAAAACUGGUUAUAUCCAUGUUAAGUGAGAUUUAUCUGUUUCUCUUGCUGCAAAUUUUGUAUCUGUAAUGGUUGUUUACCUAAGCUAUCAUGUCUUUUUUAUUUCAGUUUUUACAGAAUAUCAUCUUAUCGUUUUAAAUAUAUUUCAUUGUAAUAUUGCAUGUAACAAUCGGGUUCA